Molecule: messenger RNA, 2082 nt
Organism: Solanum lycopersicum (tomato)
Lineage: Eukaryota; Viridiplantae; Streptophyta; Magnoliopsida; Solanales; Solanaceae
Biological process (GO): transport
Cellular component (GO): membrane
Molecular function (GO): transporter activity
Source: RefSeq, a predicted model, not a curated record
ACAAAAAUUGCAGUUACAAAGGAAAAACAAACAAACAAGAUUUAUCCUUUUCUUUCCGACUGUGAAAAGAUUUAUCAUUUCUUCGCAAGUUUUCCCGAUCUGUGUUUUUCCAUUAGUAAUAUAAUAUAAUAUAAGUUUUCCCCCUAAAGCCGCCAUUAUUGUUUCCCUGUCCCACAAUCUGCAAUUCACUAACAGCGCUUUCUUUUCGCCUAACAUUUUUUUUCUAGUCACAGAUCUAUAUAGUUCCGUCAUAUUCAUCAAACUUCACUUUCUCCGACGAUUUCAUUGGGAGAAAGUGACCCAAUUGGGCACUGUUCUUUGAUUUCUUUUACCCAGAUUGCAUCGAUAAGGGUUUUCCGAUUUCCCGAGGUUGGUGUACAUUCAAUCAAAGGUGAAAAGCGAAGCAUUCAAUUGUAGCAGGGAUUACUGCUAUUUGGGGAAGAAGAGAAGUGCCUAAACAUAGGGGUUUUGGAGUUGUUUCUUCAGUACUGUUUCAGAGAAGGGUGUUUGUGUUUGAUGCUUGGUAGCCUGUGGAACAAAUGGCUCCCAUAUUCUAUAUCCUCAUUGCGUUGCCUUGCACAGUUGGUGCCAUUGGACUGGCACUUUUGCACAUUUACAGGCAUCUUUUGAAUUAUACUGAGCCUACUUAUCAAAGAUACAUUGUCCGCAUCAUCUUUAUGGUUCCUGUUUAUGCAUUAACGUCAUUCUUUUCGCUCAUCUUAAAUGAGAGAGCCAUCUAUUUCAAUUCCAUUCGUGAAAUAUAUGAGGCGUGGGUCAUAUAUAAUUUUCUAUCACUCUGCCUGGCAUGGGUUGGUGGCCCAGGGGCUGUUGUUCUAAGUUUGAGUGGCCGAAUUCUAAAGCCAAAUUGGUGUCUGAUGACCUGCUGCUUACCUCCGCUUCCUUUGGAUGGGCGCUUUAUCCGAAGGUGCAAGCAGGGGUGUUUGCAGUUUGUGAUUCUCAAGCCCAUAUUAGUGCUCGUUACAAUCAUACUAUAUGUAAAAGGAAAAUAUGAGGACGGAAAUUUCAGUCCAAGCCAGUCAUACCUGUACCUCACAAUUAUAUAUACUAUCUCUUACUCGAUGGCACUUUAUGCAUUGGCUUUGUUUUACGUGGCAUGCAAAGAUCUGCUCCGUCCAUUUAAUCCAGUUCCAAAGUUCAUCAUUAUAAAAUCCGUCGUAUUCCUUACGUACUGGCAGGGUGUUCUGGUGUUUCUUGCUGCAAAGUCGGAGCUUAUUAAAGAUACCGAGGAAGCUGCUGAAUUUCAGAAUUUUAUAAUUUGCGUUGAGAUGCUUAUUGCAGCUUUUGCUCAUCUUUAUGCAUUCCCAUACAAGGAAUAUGCUGGUGCAAAUAUUGGUCCUCCUCGUGGUUUUACUGCUAGCCUUGGACAUGCCCUUAUGCUAAAUGACUUUUACCAUGACACGGUUCACCAGUUUGCUCCUACUUAUCAUGAUUAUGUUCUUUAUAAUCAUGGUGAUGCCGAAGAAGGGGGUGCAACAAAGUACAGGGCAAGGACUUUUGUCCCAACUGGCCCAGAGAUGGAUACUGUUAGGAAAAACAAGCACAUAAUUGGGAACAAACAGGAAGAUGUACAAUUAUCUACUCUCUCCCCAUCUGCUAAUAACAACAAUCCACAAAAUCCUGUUGCAGGCCAACAAACAGGGAAAUCGGAGGCAAUGAACUACUCUUUGCUUAUGGAUGCAUCAACUAAUGUUUCAGCACCCUAUGACCUAUCACUGAUUGAUGUAGAUAUUUCAACUUAUCCAUCUAAGGUACCUGCAGCCAAUCCUGGGUCAAGGUGAUGCUAUUGAAUUUUUCAACCAUGUGUGGAUUCAUUUUGUUUGGGAAUUAGAUAUGGCCAGCGUCACACGUGAAACUGAGUAUGUCGCUGUGAAGCUCACAGUUGUAACUUUAGUUUGUAAAUGUAGGCAAAGCUAGUUUUCUACCAUGUACUUUUGAUUGUGUGCUCCCAUUUCCAUAUGUAGUGUAAUUAAAGAAAACCUCAGUUAUGUUACAUUUGGAUGUGUUUAACAAAAGCUCAUCAUAUUUUAUCCGUCUUUUAAUUCAAUUAUCUGAAUGACUCUA